Molecule: messenger RNA, 715 nt
Organism: Stomoxys calcitrans (stable fly)
Lineage: Eukaryota; Metazoa; Arthropoda; Insecta; Diptera; Muscidae
Gene: mRpS18B
Product: small ribosomal subunit protein mS40
Exons: 1
Coding region: 80-715 (211 amino acids)
Biological process (GO): mitochondrial translation
Cellular component (GO): ribosome; mitochondrion
Molecular function (GO): structural constituent of ribosome
Source: RefSeq, a predicted model, not a curated record
CAUGCUGUAUUUUUUUCUUUUCUCGAUUUUAUCUGCUAUUAGGCAACAUUGCAAUUGAACAACUACAGAAGCACUCAAUAUGAUUAAAUUUGGCCACGGAUUGGGGAGUAUAUUUAAACGAAUAGCAUUGAAUCACACCGGCGCCAGUUUAUAUGUAACACAACCGAUUCACACAGCUCGUGCAUUAAACUGCGAAAAUCACAAGCACACCGAUGAAGGUAUUCCACCUUCCGAUGAAAAUCAGGAGCAAAAACGCGAACCAAAUGAGCAAGAUCUAAAGCUUAUGCGAAAAGACCGAACGAAGGUAAUUCCUGUAGAGACUUCUAUACGUUACUUGACCAGCUCUGCAUACAAACAGACUUACGGAGAACACUUUGUGUGGGAACAGUAUCGCCGUAACCAUAAAGGACCCUUUCCACCUCGAAAGACUCGCAAAACCUGCAUUCGUCAAGGCCAUAUAAGCACUGGAAACCCCUGUCCAAUUUGCAGAGACGAGUAUUUGGUGCUAGAUCAUCGCAAUAUUGAACUCUUGAAGCAGUUUAUAUCGCCUCAAACUGGUCAGGUGUUGAGUUACACAAAGACUGGCCUGUGCCAGAAGAAGCAUUUGCAAUUAUUGGUAGCUGUGGAACGAGCCUGGGACUAUGGUCUACUAACAUUUGACGUUCCAUAUCGUGAAUUUGAUUAUACCGAAUACGCGCAAAAAUCCCAAGCAUAA